Candidula unifasciata is the source of this 321-nucleotide messenger RNA. The record is from the annotation of a GenBank genome assembly. NCBI's taxonomy places the organism in Eukaryota, Metazoa, Mollusca, Gastropoda, Stylommatophora, Geomitridae.
AUGGGAUUUGACAGCGCUAAGUUCGUCACCAGCGUAGCUGAGGAUAAGAAAUGUUUACUGUGUUACGGGGUGCUAGACAAUCCGGUGAGAGCGUCUUGUGGUCAUGUCUUCUGUUCAGGAUGUAUCCUUCCCUGGGUCAUCACGCAUGGACAGUGCCCAAAGAAGUGUAGAAAUUUAGCCCCAGCCGACCUGGAAAAUGUGCUGCCUUUGAGAGAAGUGAUUCUUAAUUUGAAAACUGAUCGGUUUAACCGAACCAUCAAAGAUCUGAAGAGCAAGCAGAAUGAUGGCGGCACGGCAGAGUCUGGAGUAGAGGUAAGCGGU